This is a messenger RNA of Moneuplotes crassus, 983 nucleotides long. Lineage: Eukaryota; Ciliophora; Spirotrichea; Euplotida; Euplotidae. The record is from the annotation of a GenBank genome assembly.
UUUAUACAAGGUUUUGGAAUAAAUGGAUUAUCAAAGGGAUUUUUUGAGUGAAGUUAGGGAGAGUUAUGAUGUUUUGUUGAGUCCUCACCAGAAUUUAGAUGCUAAUGGGAGAGUUACAAGGAUUGCAUUAAUUACCAAAUUCAAGAAAAGGAGAAAUCGUACUAGAAAUAUGAGGGACACAGAAAAAGAAAUUAACAAUCAAGACAUCAUCAGAUCCCUUUCCAAGAGCAAACUUCUCCCAGACUCUGACUAUAAAAGAGGCAAUUACACCGGCAACACAAGCUACAAACCUGGUGACAAAAGAGCUGUAUCUCCUCGAAGGCAAAGACAAGCUCUACGUAGCUCUUCAAAGAGGUCAUCUUUCUUCAGAGGAAACACAACUCCGAUGGAGGAGUUGAUAAAAUAUACACAAAAGGAUAAGAAACAGCCACAAGAUGAUUCCGAAUCUGAGCUGUUUACUGACAGUGACCUGAAGGAUAUAGAAGAGGAGGAUAACCAUGAAACUUUUGAAGAUAUUUCAGAAAGCAAUCACUUUAAGAAGAGAAGUCAGACUAAUGUUAGAUUUGAGUUCUCACCUAGAAUUGAGAUCGACAAGAGCAGCUUCAAAAAUCCAAUUUCUCCUAUUCCUAAACAUGUAAAACUAGGGAAGGUUAAUAAACCUUUAAACUUGAAGAUAAAAGCAAAUCCUUGCUUACCCUUUCCAAAAACUAGCCGCAUUCAAGUUCAGAAGGAAAUGAAAAAGUCAGGAAGGGCUAUUCUCAAAAAGCCAAAUAUGAAAAUUGCAAUUUCUCCAGUGAUGCCUCGGAUGAAAAAUCAACAGAAAGACCUUCAGCAGAAGAUGUCAAUAUCAUCUAUAUCUUCUAUUCAUGGCAAACAAGAGGUCAAAAAUAAUUCUAGAAACAAAUCUAAACCAUCUAAGUGCAAGAAUAUAAACUAAGAACAGAGAAUCACCUAAUCCUAAGCCAAAUGAAAACCAGGCAAGA